UUUUAAUUGCAUGAUAAAAAAAUAGUAUGACCGUGAAAAUCAGCAAUGCAAGAUGAGUUAAUGGUCGCAAUUAUCAGCCACAUUUUUUUUAGAAUUUGCCUACUUCUAAUAGAAUUGAUUGAUUGUUCAUAUAGUUUAAAGUAACUGUCUAAGAGAGUGGAGUUAUGAAUAAGAACUCCAAAAAUAGUCUUUGUCCUACUAUACUAAAACUCUGGAAUAAUUCUCAAUUCAAAGGUUAAAAAAAACCUUUCGUACCUGGUUUUAAAUUUUAAACGUCAAAUGUCUUUUUGGACCUUUAGAUAGGAAAACCGAACUUUAAAGCUCCAUUUAUUUAGUGUUAAGGUUCGAAUCACUAGUUUAAAGUAUCGUUGCUUUGUUCCCAUUCUACUAAAUAAGCCAAAUGAACAUACCUCCAAAAAUACAACCGCCUAUUAACUUACCCAAUACUACCUCAGCGACUCAUAAACGUUUCAAACCUAUAGAGACAUGUGACAACUGUAAACAACGUAAGGUAAAAUGUGACAAAGAAAGACCCGUAUGUGGUACUUGCCGUAAGUCAAAACGAGAUUGUACUUAUGAUUUCUCAGCGUCUUCUAAACGUGGUCGACCAAAGACUGAGGUUGAAAUAUUGGCAGAACAGAUUGAAGACAUUCAAUCUGUACAGUUCCAACAGCUGGAUCAUAUGGAAUCACUCUUGGAAAUGGCCGUUAUGAAAAACGGGGGUACAGCAAUUACGUCUUCAAAUACAAAUGACAAUAUGGGUGGUAAUAUGAAUUUUGCUAUACAAAACGGUGCAGUUGAUGAAAACUUUAUGGCUAGUGGAGUUUAUAAUUGGAACAAUUUUUACGAAUCAAGUCCUCCACCUAGUCUUAAUCAAAAUUUAUCUGAGGAAACAUUACAGUUUUCGACUCAGUUAGCUGCUUCACUACCUAAACCUAAACAACCAGAGACAGUUCCGGUUACAGAUUCAAUGUCAUAUACUGCGAAUUUUGGCUUGCCUAUUCAAGAUCCCGUUGAUCAACUUGCAGAUAAAUUCGAUAAUAGCUUGAAAAUCUAUGAGUCUACUCGAUAUGUUGGUACGGGUUCUUUACUAAUGUUGAGUGAUGGCGGCGAAGAACAGAUUAUUCCUCAAUAUCCCGAUGAUCUAUCUUCCGUUGAAUCAUAUUUGAAAGUUUUACCAAAACCUGAAAAUGUAGAGAGUUUGAUCGACAUAUAUUAUAAGAGAGUAUAUCGUCAUUUUCCUCAUCUGAAGAAAAAGGUGGUUCUCGAUUGUAUAAAAGAUUUAUCGAGGCCACAACAUUUUCUUCUGUUAAAUAGCAUAUUUUUUGCAGCUUCUCCUUUUCACCCAGAUGUUAGUAUGCGGGACGGACGUAUAUAUCAUCAGGUAUGUAAUUUAUGAGCUUUUUUUGGACAUAAUUAAUUUUAAUUAAAUUAACAAAUUGCAUAAAUUUGGUUAUAAAUAUUUCCUUAAUUUAGAGAGCAUUAGCACUGUU
Molecule: messenger RNA, 1493 nt
Organism: Rhizophagus irregularis DAOM 181602=DAOM 197198
Lineage: Eukaryota; Fungi; Glomeromycota; Glomeromycetes; Glomerales; Glomeraceae
Source: RefSeq, a predicted model, not a curated record